Panicum virgatum (switchgrass) is the source of this 1286-nucleotide messenger RNA. RefSeq names its product protein PHR1-LIKE 2-like. The record is from RefSeq and is a predicted model, not a curated record. NCBI's taxonomy places the organism in Eukaryota, Viridiplantae, Streptophyta, Magnoliopsida, Poales, Poaceae. Gene Ontology annotation, molecular function: DNA-binding transcription factor activity; DNA binding. The coding region runs from base 204 to 986 and encodes 260 amino acids. The transcript is spliced from 6 exons.
AAACUCACUCCGAAAGCGUCAGCCGUCAGCAAGCAAAGCUGCAGUGCAAGCAAGCAAAAGGGUUGGAGAGCAGCGGGGAAGAACGGCAGCAGCCAACAGAAAAAAAAAGCUUCAACCUUUCUCCCCUCUCUCGCUUUCGGACGUGGGGGGGCCCGGCCGCGGCGAGAGCCCCCAAAAGCGCAGGUGAGGUCCCGGCAGAGGAGAUGUUCCCCGGCCUGAUCCACCACGCCGGCCGCCCCGACGCCGCUGCCGUCGAGGACGCGCCGCGCGGCGGCGGUGGGCUGGGGUUGCACGGGCACGGCGGCGGGCCCAGUGUCGUUCUGACGGCCGACCCCAAGCCCAGGCUCCGCUGGACGGCCGACCUCCACGACCGCUUCGUCGACGCCGUCGCCCAGCUCGGCGGGCCCGACAAAGCAACACCAAAGGCUAUCAUGAGGACAAUGGGUGUGAAGGGUCUCACCCUUUUUCAUUUGAAAAGCCAUCUUCAGAAAUACAGACUGGGGAGUCAGUCUGGCAAAGAGUUGACCGAGCAAUCCAAGGAUGCUUCUUACCUUAUGGAGGCUCAAAGUGGAACAAAUUUGUCUCCUAGAGGUUCUACUGCAGAUGUGAAAGAGAGUCAAGAACUUAAAGAAGCCAUGAGAGCACAAAUGGAAGUGCAGCGAAGAUUGCAUGAACAAGUGGAGGUCCAGAAGCAUAUGCAGAUCCGAAUGGAGGCAUACCAGAAGUACAUUGAUACGAUACUAGAUAAGGCAUUCAAGAUAGUAUCUGAGCAACUGAGUGGUUUCAGCAUAUCCGACCAAGACCUGCCGGAUCUUGCCUCUGCUGGGGCCAUGUUUAGCUCUACAGAUCCCUUGGGCCCAUCAGUCUUCCACCAGCUCUCCGUCAGCUCGGUUUGCUUGCACAGCCCUGUAGGAAGCAAAGCCCUUCCGCAUGUUACCAUUGACAUCUCCCAGAAGCCACCUGAACUCAAGCGCAAGUCACGCUGAGAUACAUUGCCAGCUCGAGGCGUUGCAUGACCUGAUUACAUUCUGGGAAAAUCGGAGUUCCCUCUAAUAUCUGCGGGGUACAGUUGUUCCCCUCAUCCUCCUGCAACUGCAGCACAUAUGUAAAGAACAAGGUGUAGUCUGUUUGGGCCAAUCUAGACCGACUUUUGUUAAUAUAUAACGCCUAGUGGAGUAGAUCAAGUAAUUCGCUUGAUGUCUGAACUGUUGUAGCAUUCAGAGUUGCAAUUUCCCGCUCAAUUAGAUUGUAUGUGGAGCUGUGCAACUGCAAAUGUUGGUUUAUCU